AUUAAUCAGCGCGAGACAUGAGAAAACCCACUGCAUAUAAAUGACAGUCACUCAGAGCAAGUGAUCUUUGCUUUCCUCUGGGGCCCCUGAGCUCAGAGCAUUGGACUGAUUGAUAUGUAAACAAACCCAUUAGUUCACGCAUGUGCCCCUAAUUGCGGAAUACUUCUGAGGAGUCUUGUUGCAGUGGCUACACACAAAGAAUGGGCGUGAGUUGUCCCUCGAAAGGCAGCGCAGAGACUCGUGCGUUUUUUGCACCAGCGAUGUGAGCGCUCAGUUCACAGUCUGGAAGAGACAGUGAGCACACCAGCGGCAUGGAUAACACAGGAUUUCUUGCGACAGUUAUCUGAAUACUCUCCCAAAAUCAACUAAGACGCACAGGAGGGAGGGGAGUCUCAGCCGGAGAGAGUCUGAGUGCGUCUGUGUGUCAGAGGGUGUUUCAGAGAGUGAGGGAGCAUCACACCACAGAGGAAGAGAGAGGGGAAGAGAGAAGGGACCAAGUUUGGACCAGGUGAUCGAGAACCAACAAACCUCCAAGGGGCUGCUGCCGGGUUUUAUCAUUGUAUACGGGAUCAGCGAUCCAACCAUGGUGCCAGCGCGCUACCCAGGACGCUGUGCCAUCCUGGCACUGGCCCUCCUCUUGGGAUGCGGUGUGGCUCUCUGCCUCGGCCAGAACGAUACAGAGCCCAUCGUGCUCGAAGGAAAGUGUCUUGUGGUGUGCGACUCGAACCCUUCUUCGGAUGGAGCGGUCACUUCCUCACUUGGCAUUUCAGUCCGCUCCGCUGGGGCAAAAGUGGCUUUCUCUGCCGUGCGCGGAACCAACCACGAACCAUCAGAGAUGAGCAACACGUCAAUGACCAUCUACUUUGACCAGGUUUUAGUCAACAUCGGCAACCAUUUCGAUCUCAAAGCGAGUGUUUUCCAGGCUCCAAGAAGGGGGAUCUAUAGCUUCAGCUUUCACGUGGUGAAGGUGUACAACAGACAAACCAUACAGGUGAACCUGAUGCAGAAUGAUUAUCCGGUUAUAUCAGCCUUCGCCGGUGACCAGGACGUUACAAGAGAGGCUGCCAGUAACGGAGUUUUGCUGAUGGUUGAACGGGACGACCGGGUCUAUCUGAAGCUGGAACGGGGAACCCUCAUGGGCGGAUGGAAAUACUCCACCUUCUCGGGCUUUCUAGUCUUUCCUCUAUAAUCUAAUCUGCGAUGGGCCGACGUCGCACGAGACUCUUCUUUAGGUUGAAGAACAAAAACAACAACGACAAAAAACGAAAAACAAAAAAACAUGCCAUUUAUUUUUAACUUAAAUAACUGUCAGCCAAGGAAGCCGACGAAUAUCUGUAUACCUACACUCGUCCACUAUCUAGUCAAAUAUGAACGUUUCCUUGGAGUUUCAAAUAUCCAAACCCAUCAGUCAACUUUAACGCAAUGGAUGAUUAAACGUAUCGAUCGGCCAGUGGCGUGAUCUUGGCGGGUCCGUGGAUUUUUUCCUCGCUGGGAAAACAAACUUGGUCGACGGACGAGCGGGUGCACCUUGGAAAAAUGGACAAGGGAGAAGACAAGAAAUGGAUGAACUGAUGUCCUGGACAGGCCGAGUGUGUUAUGCUCUAUUUUAUGUUUGUAUAGCCUUAAAGAAUAUACGGUUUCCGUCCAAGUGAAGUAUAUGGAAUUAAGGACAACCACAGAAGAAGUGCUUUCACGCCCAAGGCAUUUUUUGCACGAAUGGAAGUUUUUUCCUUUAUGUUUUGUGCUGUCAAUGGUGUUGCGUUUGGAUGCUGAACAUAUUGAAAAUAAGCCAAAUGUAGGCCGCCGACGAGUUUAUUAAAA
Molecule: messenger RNA, 1821 nt
Organism: Salarias fasciatus (jewelled blenny)
Lineage: Eukaryota; Metazoa; Chordata; Actinopteri; Blenniiformes; Blenniidae
Gene: cbln2b
Product: cerebellin 2b precursor
Exons: 4
Coding region: 584-1189 (201 amino acids)
Biological process (GO): maintenance of synapse structure
Cellular component (GO): synapse
Molecular function (GO): protein binding
Source: RefSeq, a predicted model, not a curated record